AUGGCGCCCCUGAAGAGGAAGGCCGUCACUGACGAGCGGCCGAGCAAGAAGGCAAAGGCUGUUGAUGUCAAUGAGCAGGAUGCGCCAAAAGAAAAGAAGCCUCCACGAAAGUCGCAAGAUGGCGACAGGAAAGAGAAGAAAGAGAAGAAGUCAGCUCUGAGCUCAAUCUUGCAGCAGGAGGAGAGCGCAUUUCCACGAGGCGGUGGAGGCGUCUUGACUGCACUGGAGCAGAAACAGAUUCAAGUGCAAGCUGAGCGGGAUGCUCUGUUUGAACAAGAAGGUGGAAAGGCCGACAACGAAGAGGAUGCAGGACUUUUCGAUGAAGAGGCCCCUGCAAAGAAGAAGCAGAAGAAGAGCCGCAAGAAUGAGGAAGAUGUGAUCAAGAAGAUCGAAGGUUCCGGGAUUCGGAUACAGAGCCUGAGCUACAAGAACCUGGCCGUUGGAAGUUCAGUCUUGGGCCGAGUGACCGCUGUCACAAGCAAAGAUGUGGCGCUUGCUUUGCCCAACAAUCUGACCGGAUACGUUCCAAUCAGUGCCAUCUCCGAGCGACUCACCGCACGUAUCGAACGAGUGCUGGCCGACGAUGCGAAACCCGCAGCUGAGGACGAUGGCGAGGACGACCAAGAUAUCGACCUGAAACAGAUUGUACACACGGGACAGUGGCUGAGAGGUACAGUCACGGCGAUGGGCACGGAGACCAGCGGCAAGAGCAAGAAGCACAUCGAGCUGUCAAUCGACCCAAGCCAAGUCAACGGCGGGCUCGAGCAGGACAAUUUUGUGCCCAACAACACAAUUCAAGCGGCUGUUAGAAGCGUGGAAGAUCGUGGUAUCGUCAUGGACCUUGGACUGCCUGACGACACCGUCACAGGUUUUGUGAGCAAGAAGGAGCUGGGCUCGGCCUAUCAGUUGGACCAGAUACAGGAAGGCCAGGUUAUGCUCUGUCUCGUCACUGGCAAGGGAAGUAAUGGAAAAGUCUUGAAGCUCUGCCCGGAUCCAAACAAGUUCACCGUUACCAGCAAGGAGGGAAAGCCACCAUCGCUCACUCAGGCGCCUACAGUGGACGCCUUCCUUCCUGGAACUGCGGUCGAGAUGCUGGUGGUCGACUCUGGUCCAAAAGGUGUUGCCGGCAAGGUCAUGGGCAUGCUGGAUGUCACUGCUGAUAUCGUGCACUCUGGAGCCGCGCGUGAGGAUGAUAUGAGCAAGAAGUACAAAGUGGGUUCGAAAGUAAAGGCUCGCAUAAUUUAUGCAGUACCGAAGGAUGAUGGCUCGCGACGAGUAGGUGCAUCAUUCCUGGAACACAAUCUGGCCCUGACAGCUCCACCCACGAAAUUGCCCGUCAACGCCACGGCGACAUUGAAGGCGGAAUCAGCAAGUCUCGCCCAGGAGCUCCCGCUUUCCUCGAGUGUUAAGGCCAAGGUCAUCCGUAUAUCCGCCGACAGAGGGCUUUUCUUCACACUCGCUCAAGACGGUCGUAGAGGUCUCGAAGCUCAGGCUUUUGCGCACAUCUCACAGAUUUCGGACGAGCACACAGAAACUCUCUCGGAGACGGGCCUAUACAAACCUGACACCGUUCAUGAUGCGCGAAUCUUGGCGUACAACCCAGUCGAUAACACGUACUACGUGUCCAUGAAAAGAUCUGUUCUGGACCAAACCUUCCUGCGCCUUGAAGAUCUGCCCGUGGGAGAAGUUGUCAAGGGAACUGUGGACAAACUCAUUCUUGGUGGACCAAAAGGCAUCACUGGUGUGGUGAUCAAGCUCAGCGACAACAUCACUGGCCUGGUACCGGAAAUGCAUCUUAGCGAUGCUCAGCUCCAGCACCCUGAGCGCAAGUUCCGUGAAGGAUUUCCCGUGAAAGCGCGCGUCUUGUCUGUUGAUACUGAGAAGAGACAGGCGCGGUUGACGCUCAAGAAAUCGCUUGUCGAGAACGAUGCAUUGGUCUGGAAGGACUAUGCAGAUCUUCAACCAGGCAUGGAGGGCAAAGGCACCAUCAUCAACCUGCGGUCGAAUGGCGCGGUAGUCCAAUUCUAUGGCCACUUGAGAGCUUGGCUGCCCGUUGCUGAGAUGAGCAACACUUACGUGGAGAAUCCAGAGCACCACUUCCGUCUCGGCCAGACCGUGAACGUGAGGAUCCUUUCGGUCGAUCCUGACAAGGACGAAAUGAAGGUCACCUGCAGGGAUGAAAGCGUCUUUGAGCCGGAGCAACAACAGGCUUGGAAGUCUAUCGAUGGCGGCGACCUUGUCACUGCGACCGUCUCUGGCAAGACAGCUGACGGAAUAUCGGUCGACCUGGACAACGGCCUCAAGGGUACUAUCAAAGCCAGCCAUCUCACAGACGGCUCAGCGUCCAAGGCUGAGAAGGAGCUGAAGCGCAUCCGCGUUGGCCAGAAACUUGCAAACCUGCUUGUGCUCGACAAACUUGAGCGAAGCCACACUUUGGUAUUGACCAACAAGCCUGGUAUGGUAGAAGACGCCAAGUCCGAGAGGCUCAUUAGGGCCCCCUCUCAAGCACAACAAGGCAAGAAGGUGCACGGAUUUGUGAGGAAUAUCACUCCCGAGAGCAUCUACGUUGAGUUUGCCAAUGGCGUUGUUGGUCUGCUACCCAAAACCCAAGUCCCCUCAGACAUGCUUGCGGAACCCACGUUCGGGUUGAGGAAAGACCAGACGAUAGCGACUUGGGUAGCCAGCACCGACGCGACCACCGAGCGUUUUGUACUCACCAUGAGAGAGCAGACUGCGGCCAAUCCACGUCCUGCAACAAAGUCAGCAGAUGGCGAACCUGUAAUCGACGCUGUAGACUCGUCAGUCAAGUCCAUGGCUGACUUUGAGCUGGGCAAGGUUGUGAAAGCACGUAUCGACACUAUCAAGUCUACUCAAAUCAACGUUCGUCUGGCAGACAAUAUCCAAGGGCGUGUCGACGUCAGCGAGGCUUUCGAUUCGUGGGACGAGAUCGCAAACAAGGGUGCUCCACUGCAAGACUUCAAACAAGGUGAUUUCAUCGACCUCAAGCUCCUGGGAAUUCACGAUGCUCGCAGUCACCGCUUUUUGCCGAUCAGCCAUCGGCAGGGUAAGGUCCCAGUCUUCGAGCUUUCCGCAAAAGCAUCCAGGGUCAAGAAGGGAGAUGAGUCGCUUUUGAGCUUGGACACAGUCAAGCCUGGCUCUUCACAUCUCGCAUUUGUGAACAAUCAUGGCGACAAUUGCGUUUGGGUGAACCUGUCGCCGGCUGUUCGAGGCAGGAUUGCGCUCAUGAAUCUUUCGGACGAUGCUGGUCUAUUGCAGGACGUCGAGAAUCGAUUCCGGGUCGGUUGUGCUUUGCGAGUCAAAGUCAAGAGCGUCGACGUGAAUUCCAAUCGACUCGACCUGACAGCACGACUGAAUGAAUCCAGCGAGCCUACUUCGCUGACAGCCUUAACACCUGGCAUGGUACUUGCAGCACGAGUGACAAAAUCAUCUGAACGCUUGGUACAUGUACAGAUCUCGGACAGCAUCUCCGGUGCCGUGCCUCUUGUGGAACUCAACGACGACUACGACCAGGUCAACCCUGCUCAGUACAAGAAGAAUGACAUUGUUCGUGUCUGUGUGCUAGCAGUAGAUGUGCCAAACAAGAAGGCCUUCUUCAGUCUGCGACCAUCCAAAGUCUUGAGCUCAAGCUUGCCUGUCAAGGAUGCAUCAGUCACAGACGUGGGUCAAGUGAAACCUGGAGAUCUUAUCCGCGGUUUCGUCAAGCAGGUUGCCGACAAGGGCGUCUUUGUUUCUUUGGGUGCUCGCGUUGAUGCCCUUGUGCGGAUCGCGGAUCUCAGCGAUCAGUUCGUCAAGGACUGGAAGAGCAUGUACGAAAUUGACCAGCUUGUCACAGGCCGUAUCCUGUCUGUCGAUCCCGCGGCCAAACAGAUCCAAAUAAGCUUGAAGAAGUCGCAUGUGGACGGCAAAUACACACCACCCUGGACCAUCAGCAGCUUGAAGCCUGGCAUGGUGGUUACUGGUAAGGUUCGAAAAGUGGAAGAUUUUGGAGCGUUCGUGGACAUCGACAACACCCAUCCAAAACUCUCCGGAUUGUGCCACAGAAGCGAGGUUGCGGCCAGGCGAGUGGAGGACGUUCGAAAGCUAUACAGCGCUGGAGAUGUUGUCAAAGCUAAGGUCCUCAACGUUGACACUGAGAGCAGAAAGAUCAGUCUCGGUCUGAAGGCCAGCUAUUUCAACGAAGGUCCAGAAGACGAGGAAGAGAGCGAAGAGGAAGACCAAGAAAUGGACGGCGUGGAACUCGACGGCGAGGAUGAAUCAGAUGCUGAGGGUGGUGUCGACCUGGACGAUAUCGCAACUUUUGAAAGCGAGGACGAUGCCAUUGAUGCGGACGAUAUGGAUGUCGAUGAUGAGCCACCCGCAAAGUCGACAAGCGGACUGAAGACAAGCGGCUUCGACUGGAGCGGCAAUGCCCUCGACUCGAAUGUCAGUGGUGGUGGCUACGAGUCUGAGCCGGAAGCUGCUACGACCAAGAAGCGGAAGCGCAACAAGCCGGAGAUCAAGGAAGACCUGACAGGCGACCUCGAUAAAUAUGGCCCGAGAAGCGUCAGCGAUUUCGAGCGACAGCUCUUGGGGCAGCCAAACAAUUCCGGCCUCUGGAUCCAAUAUAUGGCCUUCCAACUUCAACUAAGCGAGACGGAGAAGGCUCGGGAAAUUGCUCAGCGGGCUCUCAAGACUAUUCCCAUCCGCGAAACGGACGAAAAGGCCAACGUUUGGAUUGCCUGGUUGAACCUGGAAGUGGAGUACGGCGAUGACGACAGCGUUGACGAUGUCUUCAAGGAAGCGUGCCAGAUGCAGGAUUCACUGGAAAUGCACCAAAAGCUUGCGUCGAUCUACAUCGAUUCGGGCAAGCACGACAAGGCCGACGCCGUAUUCGAGCGAAUUGUCGGAAAUAAGGCCUUCCGCGCAAGUCCAGACAUCUGGCUCAACUACGCUUCAUUUCUCAUGGACAGCCGUCGGGCACCUGACCGUGCUCGCGCUCUUCUGCCAAAGGCGAUGCAAUCGGUCCCAACUAACGAACAUCGUCUCCUUACUGCCAAAUUUGCUGCUUUGGAGUAUCGAUCCAAAGGAGGCGACGCAGAGCGCGGUCGUACCAUUUUCGAGGGUCUCGUCACGGAGUGGCCGAAAUGGCACUCGGGCUGGGACAUGUGGGCCGAUCUGGAACGUUCGCAACUCUCUCACGCGGAGUCUGAAGACGCCAAGUAUGCGGCUGUAGAGAGGGUUCGCAAAUUGUACCAGCGGAUGGCGGAGCAGAAGAUGAAGAAGAGAAGAGCGAAGUAUCUGUUCAAGAAGUGGUUGGAGUUUGAGGAGCAGGAGGGUGGUGAGAAGAAUGCCGAGAGGGUCAAGACGUUGGCCACGGAGUAUGUGGAAAAGAUGCAGAAGACUGGCGAGGACGAUGACAUGGAGGAGUAG
Messenger RNA from Zasmidium cellare ATCC 36951, 5430 nucleotides. RefSeq lists its product as uncharacterized. The transcript has a single exon. Gene Ontology annotation, biological process: rRNA processing. Gene Ontology annotation, cellular component: nucleolus; small-subunit processome. The record is from RefSeq and is a predicted model, not a curated record. The coding region runs from base 1 to 5430 and encodes 1809 amino acids. Gene Ontology annotation, molecular function: protein binding; RNA binding. NCBI's taxonomy places the organism in Eukaryota, Fungi, Ascomycota, Dothideomycetes, Mycosphaerellales, Mycosphaerellaceae.